AUGCUCCUGAGGAGCUCCAGGAAUCUCCUACUUUGCUUGCUCUUUGUUUUCUGCUCACUCGACGUUUUGGUGAUUCAUCGGCGCAGAAAUACUGGCCUUAAAAUUCCUCUUACGCGUAAGCGCUACCAGACCACUACACCCAAGGGGAAUGCGUCAUGGUUGAAAAGUGAGCGGAAGCGCGUCGCAAACAAGUACGCGUCACCGUCAAUCAACAGGAGGAAGCAAUCAUUCCAGAAACUUACGAAUCAAGGGGUGGACUUAGUAUACUAUGGGACGGUCUUUAUUGGAACUCCUCCCCAGCAGUUCAAUGUUGCACUUGACACAGGAUCUGCCGACCUUUGGGUUGCUUCUUCUGAUUGUCACACCGGCUGUGACAGUAUUCCCGCUACAUUUAAUUCCUCUCUUUCAACCACUUAUAAAGCCGCUGGAAGGAUAUUAGAGAUACAGUAUGCCUCUGGUCGAGCCUCUGGAGCAGUGGGGACGGACACCGUUUCCAUGGCUGGAUUCACUCUUCCCAAUCAAGGCUUUGGCGUGGUGACUACUUUAACUGGCACAGGAUUAAUUUUUGGCAACACCUCGGGGAUCUUUGGACUGGCAUGGGAACCUCUCGCACAGUCUUCUACUCCUUGGUGGCAAAAGCUUUUUCAAACUGGUCAAUUGACGCAGCCCUUGUUUGCAUUUUAUCUUACACGCUAUUCAAAUGUCCCAGGAGCGGGACUAACUGAGCCUGGCGGUUCUAUGGAUAUUGGUUUCACCGAUAACCGGUAUUUUGAUGGACCGAUUGAGUACAUCAGCGUAGCAGCUCCUCAGUAUUGGUCUAUUCCAUUGGCUUCAAUCGUGGUGGAGGGGAAAACUCUCUCAUCCAAUGGGCCUGCGGCCAUUGAUACUGGUACCUCUCUGAUUGCUGGGCCUGCUUCGAUGAUGGACUCAAUUUAUUCGAACAUUCCAGGCGCUGCUCCUGGCACUGGUGACCUGUCGGGUUUCUACACUUUGCCGUGCUCAGCUGAGAUCCAGCCGCACUUAUUCAUGGACUCUUCGGACUUCAUCCGCGCAUACAGCGACCAAACCUGUAUUGGCGCUUUCUUCCCUCUCGACCUGGGUAACGGUAUUCAGUGGGUCGUGGGCGAUGCAUUUUUGAAAAAUGUCUACUCAGUUUAUCGGGCAAGCCCACCAUCUGUCGGAUUCGCACCCAUCAAAGGUUCCUCGACAGGUGGUCACAAUACCUCCACGUCAGAUUCUGGAGCAAUUGCAACAUCCUCGACUUCAACGGGAACAAGCGCGAGGCUCACUUCUUCCUUUUCACCUGCUGAUCCCACCCCCAAUCCUGUCAUUCCAUCUCUUGCUACAAUUACCAUUACUUCCGCAACUUCGUUAGCGCCAACGACGCACACUGGGGCUGCGCGUCGCACUGUCACUUUUUCCUUACUAUCAUCUGGGAUGAUUGGUUCGUUCUGGUAUUGUUGUGAAGAUAUUUGUCAUUCCUUUCGCUCAUUGCUCAUAACUUGACUGUCUCUGCAGCAGGCAACAAAUUCAGGUGUAAGACCCUUUUUUUACGCUCGAAGGACCCAAGUCCAUGUAGAUGCC
This is a messenger RNA of Cantharellus anzutake, 1584 nucleotides long. Its product is annotated as aspartic peptidase domain-containing protein. Gene Ontology annotation, molecular function: aspartic-type endopeptidase activity. Lineage: Eukaryota; Fungi; Basidiomycota; Agaricomycetes; Cantharellales; Hydnaceae. The transcript has 14 exons. Gene Ontology annotation, biological process: proteolysis. The record is from RefSeq and is a predicted model, not a curated record. Bases 1 to 1506 code for a protein of 501 amino acids.